Messenger RNA from Sorghum bicolor (sorghum), 1063 nucleotides. RefSeq names its product mediator of RNA polymerase II transcription subunit 9. The transcript is spliced from 6 exons. Gene Ontology annotation, cellular component: mediator complex. The coding region runs from base 247 to 771 and encodes 174 amino acids. The record is from RefSeq and is a predicted model, not a curated record. NCBI's taxonomy places the organism in Eukaryota, Viridiplantae, Streptophyta, Magnoliopsida, Poales, Poaceae.
GUCCAGUUAUUCAGUUAGAACAGUCACGAGAUUUGGAGAUCUCCGAGAUUAGCGUCCCCUCGGCCAAACAGUCCCGGACUGGCCUGGGUCGCGGCCGCCGUUCACACCCCGCGUGCUCCACUACUCCCUAUCUCUCGGGGAGCACUAGGCUACAGCCGCCGCCGCCGCCGCCUACGCCAGGUGACCAGACCUUCGUCGUGUCUAUUUCGCCGGCGACGAGCACCCACCAGGUGUGGCGAGAGGGAGAUGGAUCACCACCACCCGCAGCAGCAGCAGUACGGCGACCCUUAUCGUGGGCUCGUGCCGUCCCCGCAGCCCGACCACCACCUCCACGCCCUCCAGUACCACCAGCCGCAGCCGCAGCUGCAGCAACAGCCGGCGCUGAUGUCUCCACCACAGCCACAGCCGGCACUGAUGUCUCCACAGCCGCAGCAGGCACUGAUGUCUCCACCGCAGCCGCAGCAGCAUCACCACGCCUCGCUUGCCUCCCACUUCCACCUCCUUCAUUUGGUUACAAGAUUAGCUGAUGCGAUUGGUACAGGAACAAGGGACCAAAAUUCUGACGCACUGGUUGAAGAGUUGACCAGCCAGUUUGCUAGGUGCCAACAACUGUUGAACUCCAUAUCAGGAACAAUAAGCUCAAAGUCUACUACGGUUGAGGGACAAAGGCAGAGUUUGGAUGAAACACGGCAGCUGCUUGAUCAAAGAAAGGAGUUGAUUACAAAGUACAGAAGCUCCGUUGAAGACCUCCUUAAGGGAGAUAAAAGAUAAAGAAAAUAUCAUAAGGCUUAAUAUUUACUUGAAAUCUACAUAAAUUCUGUGGUAUGCUAGAGCUGGAAGACGGUCUGGAGUAGGGACCUGACAUUGUGAUAUGGGAAUUGAAGUGCUGUGUAUUGGAAGUCUGCAAUACCUGACAUCUGAAUAGAUACUCUCUGUCGUAACAAAAAUGUUGUCACAUUUGACUUUGCUGUGGCUUCGAUGUAUAUGUAUACCUGACAUCUGAAUUGAUAUCUGGUUGGUUAAUCAGACGGUGCUGCUGCCUGAGAUUUGUUGGCUUCGAUCA